AUGCGCGAAAGCCGCACCCGACGAACAAGAAAUACGGCACCCCGAGAUGCCGCGGGGCAAGGCCAACCUACCCCAUAUACCACCCAAGGAGCUCCAACCACGUCUCGAGCGCAGUACGGCUACGCGAAGCACUUACCCCGGGCUGAAAAGCUUCCCCUCUCCGGUUACCAGCUCCUCGCGUCCAAGCUCUCGCCGAGCCACGUCGGCCCUUCCACGAUACAGCCGGUGUACCGCCGCUUCGAGACCAUGAACCACCGGAUAUUACUGCACCUGCAAGACGAGCUGGCGGAGAUGGAAGAACAGCUGCAUCGCCUCGACACGGCAGACACGCAGACUAGGAGGCUACAGAGUUGCAUUCUCCCCGCUUCCAGACGGUCGGACUACCUCGCAGGAGGCGAACUCCAGUGGCACAAGACAGAUAUCCUAGGGAAGAUUGGAUUCAAGCUGGAGCAGUAUAACCAUGUGUUGUCCUCGUUCGAAAAGACGCAAAACAUGUCGACGCCUUCCAAGGCCGAAGUCGAGGAGUACCGAACUUUCCUCGAGACGCAAAAGCCAAUCACCGAGCUCGAGACCAGAUUCCUCGAUUUCAACGACGACCUAGUCGCCAUUGGCCGACCGCGCUCCAGCCCCUUGGGAAUUCCCCAAAAGGACGGACAUGCGCCAUCCCUCAAAGAGAAAGAGGUCGAAAAGACCUCCCAAUCUCUCGCGCCGACUAUUACCCGCCCCGCGACGGAACCGUCUAUCCCAUCUCUCGCCGCCGGACUUGCCAUCGCAGUUCUCCUUCCCAUCCUCGCGUUUCCCACGAUACCCAGCUUUUUCGGACGCGCCGUCGUGAUUUGCCUCGUGGCGAUCGGCUUUUAA
Parascedosporium putredinis is the source of this 861-nucleotide messenger RNA. NCBI's taxonomy places the organism in Eukaryota, Fungi, Ascomycota, Sordariomycetes, Microascales, Microascaceae. The record is from the annotation of a GenBank genome assembly.